This is a messenger RNA of Panicum virgatum (switchgrass), 1943 nucleotides long. RefSeq lists its product as uncharacterized. The record is from RefSeq and is a predicted model, not a curated record. The transcript has 4 exons. Lineage: Eukaryota; Viridiplantae; Streptophyta; Magnoliopsida; Poales; Poaceae. The coding region runs from base 320 to 1699 and encodes 459 amino acids.
GUGCUGCUAUGUGCAAUCCAUCAUUCCAUCCUCUGCUGCCCCUUUACACCCUCCUGUUCCCCUCUCUUUCUACCAUUCACCUCUCUCUCUCUCUCUCUCUCUCUCUCUCUCUCUCCUUUCUUCCUUGCGGCGACGACUGGGCGAGCGCCGCCGCCCGCCACCAGGUCUUCACCGGCGAUGAGCAGCCAUCAGGCUUGUCAAACAUAAAGAAGCAAGUAGCUGCACGUGAUUGGCAAAAUUAGUCAAGACGGGUGCUCUUUGCUGCGUGGCCGCUAGGCCACAUGGGACAAAGUCUAUUCCAGCUAGCAGAGAUUGUUCCAUGGAUCCUACUGAGCCUCGUUGGCGGAUAAACUCAAGCUUCUCUCCUCCAACAUCAAGGAGGUGGGACUGCCGUUAUUCAUCAGAUGGAUUGCCUCACAGAGUUCAUGAUGCUUCUCAUGAUCACCCACCUUAUGUGUCAUCAUUAUCAUCCCAUAGUAAAGGAAGUAGAAGUGCAUUUGGCAGUGAUCAGUACCUCAAUCACCAUCAUUCUAUAUCUGAUGGGGCACCUUCUUAUUUUGGGAGUCCAUCUGACAGCCUUCAGGCUCCACGCUGGACACCGUCUCUUCAAAGAUUUGAUCUCGGUGAAUUCUCUACCCCUGCAGGAGGAUCAAGACCAGAAACUUCUGACUAUCCUCAGUCAAGUGAGAGGCAACUGACUGCCACGAGCAGUUUCAGUUCUGCAUCCCCAUUCUCAGAAUCAAGUCAGCUAGCAUCGUCUAGUAAACAACCAGCCCCAUAUCUGCCCCGCAAUCAAAUGGGUAGGCGAUCUUUCAUGUCAAAACCAGUCUACCCACUUGUCUACCGGAAUCCAGUGUCAGAAACAGAAGCGUCCAGGAUGGCUGAGGUUACUAAUGCUGGGCGAACAACACCAAGUGAUGAUAGCCAGGCUUCUCCUCUGUGGCGUCGCAGCUUGGCAAGUCCAGAGCUCAAGUUCCAUAGUGCACUGAGUGAGCUUGGGAAGAUGGAGGCUUCACCUGAACCGAACACAAGCUCACGAAGGGAAGGAUUCAGAUGGAGCAAUGCCAGUAGUUAUGAUUUUGGAUACGAUGGAGAUGCCAUUGACAUUUCAGAUCAUAUCAGUAUCGAGUCCCAGAGAUCACCCACAAAUUCAGUGAGAUUCCUUAAGUGUGGGCUGUGCGAGAGAUUCCUGCGCCAGAAAUCACCCUGGACCUCGAACCGGAUUGUUCAAAACACCGACAUGCCAGUAGCAGCGGUCCUUCCAUGCCGACAUGUCUUCCAUGCAGAUUGCUUGGAGGAAAGCACUCCCAAGACAGAAGUCCAUGAACCACCCUGCCCCCUGUGCACACGAGCCGCUGAUGAUGAAGGGCAUGUGUCAUUCUCAGAACCUCUACAUGUUGCACUCCGAUCUGCUCGCAGGAACCUUUCAUUGGGUGGUGGUGCUGGUGGGAGUAGCAGCAGCGCAAACCCUCCUUCCAGUGAUCACGGCUUGAAGAGGAACCAUUCUGCUAUCGCGCCGAGACACAGUGGCAGCUCACUGUUCUGCAACCGCUUCAAAAGGCAGUUCCCCUUCAAAGCGAGGAUUGGAAAGGACCUCUUUGGCGGUAGGGUUUUCAAUAAGGUUGGAUCAUCUUCAUCGUCAGGUCAACAGGGUGAUCAACAACCAUCAGCAGCGAAGCAUGACCAAUCAAUGAAGUAGCUUGAACUUAGUGGCACAGAGUAUAUGUUGUGCGCCCUGCUGAUAUUUCAAUCCAUGUUAUCGUAUUCGGUAUAACCUAUCAUAGCAGAAGCUCGGCAUCCAUGUGCAGUAGUCGUCCAGGAUAGGGCUUCCUUUGGAGGCUGCUUGUGUUGCAUUGCAUGUGGCACCCACCAUUGGCUAACUAUGAGGUGUAUUAUGAAUCCUUGCAGUAAGAAUCGAUGCCUAUGUUUAAUAUGUUCUGCUU